AUGGCUCCGGCUCGUAACAAGGCCAUCUCCGAAGACGUACGAAAGUUGUUGAGCGCCGGUAUUAUAAGAGAGGUGCGUUACCAAACCUGGGUCUCCAACCCAGUUAUGGUAACCAAGAAGGAUAAAACCUGGAGGAUGUGCGUCGAUUUUUCAGAUCUAAACAAUGCGUGCCCAAAGGAUUGCUAUCCUUUGCCAGAGAUUGAUUUGAAGAUAGACUCCCUCUCAAGUUUCCGUCUCAAGUGCUUCUUGGAUGCGUAUAAGGGUUAUCAUCAAAUCCAAAUGGCUUCGGAAGACGAAGAUAAGACCGCGUUCGUAACAAACGAGGGACUAUUCUGUUAUACUAAAAUGCCAUUCGGCUUAAAAAACGCCGGAGCCACAUACCAGAGAUUGAUGGAUAAAGCGUUCAAAGCUCAGAUCGGAAGAAACUUGGAAAUCUAUGUCGAUGACUUGGUCAUAAAAAGCCGGGAGGAAGACGACAUACUUGAAACCUUUACAAGGCUUCGGAGUAUCAACCUCAAACUCAAUCCCAAGAAAUGCUCUUUCGGCUUGGAAGAGGGAAAAUUCCUCGGGGUAUGGGUCACGCGAUCCGGAAUCCAGGCGCACCCGGAUAAAAUCAAGGCAGUAGUCUCCAUGCAGCCUCCUAAAACCAUCAAAGAGAUCCAGUCCCUAAACGGGAAACUCGUCGCUCUCCAUCGUUUUGUUUCAAAAGCAGCAGACCGCUCCAUCCCUUUCAUGAACGUAUUAAAAAAGCGAACGGCAAAAGGCCAAAUAGAAUGGACGUCAGAAGCAGACUCGGCAUUUCAGGAGUUAAAGUUAUGCCUCGGGUCUCUGCCUACUUUGACCGCACCAUCUACCGGAGAAACCGUCACGGUAUAUCUAUCUGCGUCCCAUUUUGCGAUAAGCGCAGUACUUGUAGUACACCGGAACCAGGCACAAAUCCCGGUCUAUUACGUAAGCCGCAUCUUGAAAGACUACGAAACUCGGUACCCGAUGAUAGAAAAAUUGGCACUCGCCUUGGUACAUGCUUCCAGACGCCUCCGAAGGUACUUCCAAGCUUUUAAUAUAGAAGUACAGAACGAUCUCCAGAUCCAACAAAUCCUCAGGAAGCCAGAGGUCUCCGGGCGUCUCACCAAAUGGGCAAUAGAGCUCAGUGCCUUUGAUAUCACUUAUCGUACCAGAGGUCCAGUAAAAGGGCAGGCAGUAGCUGAUUUCCUCACAGAAGUCCCGACCGGAGAAAGCAUCAAAGGUCAACCCAUCUUACCGAAGGUAUGGAACCUGUAUACGGACGGGGCUUCCAGCAAAGAAGGGUCGGGAGCAGGGUUAAUUCUGAUAGAUCCGGAGGGAAUAGAGUACACUUACGCAUUACGUUUCGAAUUCAAGACGUCAAAUAAUGAAGCAGAGUAUGAGGCUCUCCUUGCAGGCUUGCAAACCGCAGCCAAAGCAGGUGCAACCUCCGUAUUAGCUCAUGUCGAUUCAUUACUGGUAGCCAAUCAAGUCAGUGGCGAAUACGAGGCACGAGAAGAUAAUAUGGUUCGGUAUCUACAGCAGGUCAACAGUUUAAUCUCCUCUUUCGAUUCUUGCAAAAUAGUGCACAUACCGAGAAGCAAAAACAAAAAAGCCGAUGCUCUGAGCAAACUGGCAUCCGUAGCAUUUUGCCAUCUGUCAAAAGAGGUUCUAGUCGAGACCCUGCAGACUCCGGCCAUCCAACAGACGAGGCCGGUCAUGUCAGUCUCCGUGGCCGAAAAGUCUUGGAUGACUCCGAUCGUGAAUUACUUGAAAAAUGGUGCGCUCCCAGAAGACAAGGCUCAGGCACGGAAGUUAAAAGUAAAAGCACUGCAAUAUCAGAUACACGAUGGUCAGCUCUACAGGAAGACCUUUUUAGGCCCGCUCCUAAAAUGCCUAACCCCAGAGGAAGCAAGUUACGUUAUAAGGGAAAUACAUUGGGGAAUAUGCGGCAUCCACGCGGGGCCAAGGAUGGUUAUUGCAAAGGUCAUGAACGCCGGGUACUUUUGGCCAGGAAUGCAUCAAAGCGCAGUAAAUGAGCUCCAGUCAUGCGAAGACUGCCAACGCCACGCUCCCGUGAGUCAUCGUGCCAAAAACAAUCUCGUACCUGUAACCUCGGCUUGGCCAUUCCAGAAAUGGGGAAUUGACAUCGUAGGUCCUUUCCCCGUCUCCACCGGAGGAGUAAGAUUUCUACUAGUCGCCAUCGACUACUUUACUAAAUGGGUUGAAGCUAAGCCCCUCCGGACGAUCACAGGAGACCAAGUGCUGAGGUUCGCAUGGGAAAACAUAGUGUGCAGGUUCGGAAUGCCUCUUUGCAUAGUGAGCGACAAUGGUAAACAGUUUGCAGAGAAGCCGUUUAAAACAUGGUGCCAAAGAAUGAACAUCGAACAGAGCUUCGCUUCGGUGGCCCAUCCCCAGGCCAACGGGCAAGUGGAAAGAACCAACCGAAGUAUCGUGGAAGGAAUUAAAAAACGGUUGGGGAAGGAAGGCGUUUCAUGGGCAGACGAACUUCCGCAUGUCCUAUGGGCACACCGAACCAUGCCUAAAACAAGCAACAAAGAAACUCCUUUCAGCUUGACAUACGGCACCGAAGCUGUCAUACCCGCAGAGGUAGGGAUCCCCACGCCCCGCAUACAAUUAAGCCAGCAAGAAAACGAAAGAGAACUCCGUUUAAACCUCGAUUUAAUCGAAGAGAGGAGAGAACUCGCGGCAAUCCGGGAAGCCAAGUAUAAAAAAGAGUUGGAAAAACACUACAACUCCAAAGUUAAGGAAACCCGGUUCAAGAUCGGAGAAUAUGUUAUGCGGAACAAUGAAGCAAGCUUAGCUGAAGGAACGGGGAAGUUAGCCCCCAAGUGGGAAGGGCCCUAUCAGAUCAAAACAGCAGGAAAAGACGGCGCCUACACCUUAAGCAAGAUGGAUGGAACCUCCGUUCCGCGUACUUGGAACGGAGUGCACCUUAAAAAGUGUUAUCUUUAG
Molecule: messenger RNA, 2979 nt
Organism: Helianthus annuus (common sunflower)
Lineage: Eukaryota; Viridiplantae; Streptophyta; Magnoliopsida; Asterales; Asteraceae
Exons: 1
Coding region: 1-2979 (992 amino acids)
Biological process (GO): DNA integration
Molecular function (GO): nucleic acid binding; RNA-DNA hybrid ribonuclease activity
Source: RefSeq, a predicted model, not a curated record